CGGCCUUUCCCGUCCGGGCGAUGGGCGCCUUGUGAGACUGGUCCCCCUCGCUGGGGGCGCGUGUGGGAGGCGGCGACCUACUGACUGACUGUCCGGGAGCCCUCGGGCCCGGCCCUCCCUCGCCUUCCUCGGCCCCUCCCACUCUCUUUGGCCCUGGAGCUGCCACCGUUCGGGAGUCCGUGCGAGUCCCUGCCUCGCGUUGCCGCCGCCCUCGGGGCCUAGCCCGCCCAGCCCGCGAAGCGGCAGCGGCGGGGACCCGGAGCUGCCGCCGCAUCCGCCGCAUCCGUUUCGACUCGGUGCCGGCUCUUUGCCCUGCCCCUCAUGACUGCGGCGCCUCUGCUGCUACAGCCUUCCCGGCCGCCGCUCGCCGCAGGAUGGAUGCGGACCGCGAGGCGCUAAUCCCGGUGGCUCAGCUUCUGGAUCGCCCGCCGACGAGCCCGCCUUGUGAGCCGCAGGAGCCGCCGCAGCUGGGCCCCGUGUCCCGCCUCGUUUUCGGGGUGACUUGUCAGUGCUGAGUGAGGAGUAGUCGGGGUCAAUCCGAACCCGCCGGGGAGCAGGAGCCGUCGUAGCGGAGCCUGCCGACCUUCACCUCCCCUCAGGGUCCGCCCCUCGCCCUCUGUUCAUUCACAAAUUCGGGCACGCUCGCCUUGCUCCUGUGGACCGACCAUGUCUGGCGGCGCCGCGGAGAAGCAGAGCAGCACCCCGAGCUCUCUGUUCCUCUCGCCGCCCGCGCCUUCCCCCAAGAAUGGCUCCAGCUCCGAUUCCUCAGUGGGGGAGAAACUGGCCACCGCGGGGACUGACGCUGGAACUGGCAGGACUGAGGAGUACCGGCGUCGCCGCCACACUAUGGACAAGGACAGCCGUGGGGCAGCCGCGACCACCACCACGGAGCACCGCUUCUUCCGCCGCAGCGUCAUCUGCGACUCCAACGCCACUGCGUUGGAACUGCCCGGCCUCCCGCUUUCUCUCCCCCCGCCCAGCGCUACCGCGGGGGUUUCGCAGAGUACCCCACCAGAGCCCCACCGCGAGGAGACCUUGAUCGCUGCCGCCGCUGUGCAGGUAGCCCAGCAGCCUCCCGCCGCUGCUGCCGCUGUCCCCGAGGAACCUGCCGCCGCGGGCCCUGCCGCCACGACUGCCCCCAGCAGUACCAGCAGCAAAGACCGCCAAGUUUCCCAGCCCAACCAUGUGGGGAGCAAAGAGGAGUCUCCUCCUGCGAGAAGCGGCAGCGGCGGCGGCAGCGCCAAGGAACAGCAAGAGGAACGGAGCCAGCAACAGGAUGACAUCGAAGAGCUGGAGACCAAGGCCGUGGGAAUGUCCAAUGAUGGCCGCUUUCUCAAGUUUGACAUCGAAAUUGGCAGAGGCUCCUUUAAGACCGUCUACAAAGGUCUGGACACUGAAACCACUGUGGAGGUCGCCUGGUGUGAACUGCAGGAUCGAAAGUUAACAAAGUCUGAGAGGCAGAGAUUUAAAGAAGAGGCUGAAAUGUUAAAGGGUCUUCAGCAUCCCAAUAUUGUUCGAUUCUAUGAUUCCUGGGAAUCCACAGUAAAAGGGAAGAAGUGCAUUGUUCUGGUGACUGAACUUAUGACAUCUGGAACGCUUAAAACGUACCUGAAAAGGUUUAAGGUGAUGAAGAUCAAAGUUCUAAGAAGCUGGUGCCGUCAGAUCCUUAAAGGACUUCAGUUUCUUCAUACUCGCACUCCACCUAUUAUUCACCGAGAUCUUAAGUGUGACAACAUCUUUAUCACCGGCCCUACAGGCUCGGUCAAGAUUGGAGACUUAGGUCUGGCAACCCUGAAGCGGGCUUCUUUUGCCAAGAGCGUGAUAGGUACCCCAGAGUUCAUGGCCCCUGAGAUGUAUGAAGAGAAAUACGAUGAAUCUGUUGAUGUUUACGCUUUUGGGAUGUGCAUGCUCGAGAUGGCCACGUCUGAAUACCCUUACUCAGAGUGCCAAAAUGCUGCGCAGAUCUACCGUCGAGUGACCAGUGGGGUGAAGCCAGCCAGUUUUGACAAAGUAGCAAUUCCUGAAGUGAAGGAAAUUAUUGAAGGGUGCAUUCGGCAAAACAAAGAUGAAAGAUAUUCUAUCAAAGACCUUUUGAACCAUGCCUUCUUCCAGGAGGAAACAGGGGUGCGGGUAGAAUUAGCAGAAGAAGAUGAUGGAGAAAAGAUAGCCAUUAAAUUAUGGCUACGUAUUGAAGAUAUUAAGAAAUUAAAGGGAAAAUACAAAGACAAUGAAGCUAUUGAGUUUUCCUUUGACUUGGACAGAGAUGUGCCAGAAGAUGUUGCUCAAGAAAUGGUAGAGUCUGGGUAUGUCUGUGAAGGUGAUCACAAGACCAUGGCGAAAGCCAUCAAAGACAGAGUGUCAUUAAUUAAGAGAAAACGAGAGCAGCGGCAGUUGGUACGGGAGGAACAAGAAAAAAGGAAGCAGGAAGAGAGCAGUCUCAAACAGCAAGUAGAACAACAAUCUAGUGCUUCCCAGACAGGAAGCAAGCAGCUCCCUUCUGCCAGCACUGGCGUACCUACUGCCUCUACCACUUCAGCUUCAGUUUCUACGCAAGUAGAGCCUGAAGAACCUGAGGCAGACCAGCAUCAACAACUGCAGUACCAACAGCCCAAUACAUCUGUGUUAUCUGACGGGACUGUUGACAGUGGUCAGGGAUCUUCUGUCUUCACAGAAUCUCGAGUGAGCAGCCAACAGACAGUUUCCUAUGGUUCCCAACAUGAACAGGCACAUUCUACUGGCACACUCCCAGGGCAUACAGCUACUGUUGUCCAAGCACAAUCGCAGCCCCACGGGGUAUAUCCCCCCUCAAGUAUGCCUCAAUCCAUGGCGCAUCCGUGUGGGGGGACCCCAACAUACCCAGAAUCACAGAUAUUUUUCCCAACUAUCCAUGAACGUCCAGUUUCUUUUUCACCACCUCCCACCUGUCCACCGAAGGUGGCCAUUUCCCAGCGGCGUAAGAGCACCUCCUUCCUGGAAGCCCAAACUCACCACUUCCAACCCCUGCUGAGGACUGUUGGCCAAAAUCUUCUUCCACCUGGUGGCAGCCCAACUAAGUGGACACCAGAGGCCGUAGUUAUGCUGGGUACUACAGCCAGUAGAAUAACUGGAGAGCCAUGUGAGAUACAGGUCAAUCCUAUAUUUGAACCAACUCAAGUUUACAGUGACUAUAGACCUGGACUAGGACUUCCAGAAGAAGCUCACUGUUUUAUUCCUCAGGAAGCAGUGUAUCUAGCUGGGGUACAGUACCAGGCCCAGGUGGCAGAACAGUAUGAGGGUAUUCCAUACAACUCACCAGUACUGUCAAGUCCUAUGAAACAGAUACCUGAACAGAAGCCAGUUCAAGGGGGCCCUACCUCAAGUUCUGUCUUUGAAUUUCCAUCUGGACAGGCUUUCUUGGUAGGACACCUUCAGAAUUUAAGAUUAGACUCUGGAUUGAAUCCAGGAUCUCCCCUCUCUAGUAUUUCUGCACCUAUCAGUACAGAUGCUACAUGUUUGAAAUUUCACCCUGUCUUUGUUCCUCAUUCUGCGCCCGCUGUAUUAACUCAUAACAAUGAGAACAGAAGCAAUUGUGUAUUUGAAUUUCAUGUUCACACUCCAAGCUCCUCUUCAGGAGAAGGAGGAGGAGUUCUACCUCAACGUGUUUACCGAAAUCGACAGGUUGUGGUGGACUCGAAUCAGGAAGAAGCACCUCCUCAAUCAGCUGGAUUACAUGGCCGCCUGCAGCCUGUGACUGAAGAACAGCGUAAUUACCAUGCCCCAGAAUUGACCGUUUCUGUGGUAGAGCCUGUCGGACAGAACUGGCCAAUAGGAAGCCCAGAAUAUUCCAGUGAUUCCUCACAAAUUACUUCUUCAGACCCCAGUGAUUUUCAAUCACCUCCCUCUACAGGGGUAGCAGCUGCACCUUUUGGCUCUGACGUCUCAUUACCCUUUUUCCGUCUGCCUCAGACAGUGUUACAAGAAUCCCCACUUUUCUUCUGUUUCCCCCAAGGAACCACAUCUCAGCAGAUUUUAUCUGCCUCAUUUUCUUCAGGAGGAUCUGCACUCCAUCCACAGGCACAGGGGCAGAGCCAAGGUCAGCCAUCCUCAAGUAGCGUAACAGGGGUUUCAUCUUCUCAACCUAUACAACAUUCUCAGCAGCAGCAGGGGAUACAGCAGACAGCCCCUCCUCAACAGACAGUACAGUAUUCACUUCCACAGACAUCAGCCUCCAGUGAGGCCACUACUGCACAGCCAGUGAGUCAGCCUCAGGCUCCACAGGUCUUGCCUCAAGUAUCAGCUGGAAAGCAGCUUCCAGUUUCCCAUCCAGUACCAAGUAUCCAAGGCGAACCUCAGAUCUCAGUUGCAACACAACCCUCAGUUGUUCCAGUCCAUUCUGGUGCUCAUUUCCUCCCUAUUGGACAGCCACUUCCUACUUCCUUACUCCCUCAGUACCCUGUCUCUCAAAUUCCUGUAUCAGCUCCUCAUGUGUCUGCGGCUCAGACAGGUUUCUCAGCCCUUCCCGUCACAAUUGCAGCUGGCAUUAAUCAGCCUCUGCUCACCUUGGCUUCAUCUGCUACAGCGGCUGCGAUCCCAGGGGGAUCAACUGUGACUCCUAGUCAGCUCCCAAACCUUCUGCAGCCUGUGACUCAGCUGCCAAGUCAGGUUCACCCACAGCUCCUGCAGCCAGCAGUUCAGUCCAUGGGAAUACCAGCUAACCUUGGACACGCUGCCGAGGUUCCACUGCCCUCUGGAGAUGUUCUCUACCAGGGCUUCCCACCUCGACUGCCACCACAAUACCCAGGAGAUUCAAAUAUUGCUCCCUCUUCCAGCGUGGCUUCUGUUUGCAUCCCUUCUACAGUCCUAUCCCCUCCCAUGUCUACAGAAGCAUUAGCCCCACCAGGGUACUUUCCUACAGUGGUGCAGCCCUAUGUGGAAUCCAAUUUUUUGGUUCCUGUGGGCAGUCUAGGAGGACAGGUUCAAGUGUCCCAACCAGCAGUGAGUUUAGCACAAGCCCCCACUACAUCCUCCCAGCAAGCAGCUCUGGAGAGUACUCAGGGAGUCUCUCAGGUUGCUGCUCCAGAGCCAGUUCCAGUAGCACAGCCACAACCCACCCAGCCUACCACUUUGGCCUCUUCUAUAGACAGUGCACACUCAGAUGUUGCUUCAGGCAUGAGCGAUGGGAAUGAGAAUGUCCCAUCAUCCAGUGGGAGGCACGAAGGGAGAGCCACAAAACGGCAUUAUCGGAAAUCCGUAAGGAGCCGCUCCCGUCAUGAAAAGACUUCGCGCCCAAAAUUGAGAAUUUUGAAUGUUUCAAAUAAAGGAGACCGGGUAGUAGAAUGCCAGUUAGAGACUCACAAUCGGAAAAUGGUUACAUUCAAAUUUGAUUUAGAUGGUGACAACCCGGAGGAGAUAGCAACAAUUAUGGUGAACAAUGACUUUAUUCUAGCAGUAGAGAGAGAGUCGUUUGUGGAUCAAGUGCGGGAAAUUAUUGAAAAAGCUGAUGAAAUGCUCAGUGAGGAUGUCAGUGUGGAACCAGAGGGUGACCAGGAGACUCUCCAGGGAAAGGAUGACUAUGGCUUUUCAGGUUCUCAGAAGUUGGAAGGAGAGUUCAAGCAACCACUUCCUGCAUCUUCCAUGCCACAGCAAAUAGGUGUUCCUACCAGUUCUUUAACUCAAGUUGUCCAUUCUGCUGGAAGACGGUUUAUAGUGAGUCCUGUGCCAGAAAGUCGAUUACGAGAAUCAAAAGUUUUCACCAGUGAAAUACCAGAUACGGUUGCUGCUUCUACAUCUCCUGGUGCUGGAAUGAACUUGUCUCACUCUGCUUCAUCCCUUAGUCUCCAGCAGGCCUUUUCUGAACUUAGAAAUGCCCAAAUGGCAGAAGGACCCAGUACAGCACCUCCCAACAUCAGUCAGACAGGACCAACAUUCCCAGCAGGCCCUCCUUCCAUGAGUAGCAUUGCUGGAGUCCCAGCCACAGCAGCAGCCACACCUUCAGUAUCAGUCCCUGUAAUUAGCUGCCCUCUUAAUGACAUUUCCACGUCAGUAACUCAGCCUGAGAUGACGGUGCCCACUGAAAAGGGGAUUGCUGGAGUUGCCACCUGCACAGGUGUAAUAACUUCAAGUGGUCUCCCUGUGCCACCCGUGUCUGAAUCACCAGUACCUCCCAGUGUGGCUUCAAGCAUCACAAUACCUGCAGUUGUCUCAGGAUCUGCCACAUCCAAGUCAGUUCAGGCCGCCACAUCUGGGAACAUUGUUGCUAGAACAGGAACUUCCUCCUCUGUACCAGUUUCAAGUUCAACCUCUGCAGGGGGCAGUGCUGCUGCCCCAGGGGCCAAGCCUGCACCUGUAUUACCUCAGCAGUCAGCGGGCAGUACCACGGGGGUCGCCACGUUAACCUCAGUUUCCACCGCCACUCCGUUCUCAAGCGUAGCCUCUCAGCCGGCUCUUCAGCUUAGCAGCAGCGCCUCCGCUCCUACUCUAGCGGAAACGGUGGUGGUCAGUGCACACUCACUAGAUAAAACAUCUCAUAGCAGCUCGACUGGAGUGGCUUUGUCCCACUCUGCAUCUUCAUCCUCUUCCGGGGGAGCAGGAGUGUCUAGUGCUAGUUCUCAGGCCAGUGGGGUACAUCCUUCAGCCAUUCCAUCAGCUGUAGCGUCUACUCCUGUCCUUCCCCAAGCCGCAGGACCUGCGUCUACACCAUUACUCCCCCAAGGACCCAGCAUCCCACCCUUGGUACAACCUGUUACCAAUGUGCCCGCUGUACAGCAGACACUAAUUCAUAGCCAGCCUCAACCAGCUUUGCUCCCCAACCAGCCCCACGUGCACUGUCCUGAAGUAGAUACCGAUACACAGCCCAAAGCUCCUGGGAUCGACGACAUAAAGACUCUAGAGGAAAAGCUGCGGUCCCUCUUCAGUGAACACAGCUCCUCUGGAGCUCAGCAUGCCUCUGUUUCACUGGAGACAUCACUAGUAGUAGAGACCAGUGUCACGCCAGGUGUCCCCACCACUGCCAUCGCACCCAGCAAACUCAUGACUUCCACCACAAGUACUUGCUUACCACCCACCAGUUUGCCGUUAGGGACAGCUGGUUUGUCCGUCAUGCCAGUGGUGACACCUGGGCAAGCGUCUACCCCAGUCAGCUAUGUCUCAGCCCCAGUCAGCACUGCACCAGGAGUGAAACCUGCCACUGCGCCCUCAAAGCCACCCAUAACUAAAGCUCCAGUGCUGACAGUGGGUACUGAACUUCCAGCUGGCACUCCAUCCAGUGAGCAGCUGCCACCUUUGCCAGGACCUUCACUAACUCAGCCUGUGUCCGUGGCGGCUCCAACAGCAGUGUCAGAAGCGGGAGCACAGCCUCAGAAGGACGUUUCUCAAGUCACAGAAGGUAUUGUCCUAGCAACUAGUUCAGGAACUGGUGUUUUUAAGACGGGGCGAUUUCAGGUUUCAGUUGCAAUGGAUGAUGCCCAGAAAGAGGGUAAAAAUAAGUCAGAAGAUGCAAAGUCUGUUCAUUUUGAAUCCAGCACUUCAGAGUCCUCGUUGCUGUCAAGUAGUAGUCCAGAAAGUACCCUGGUGAAGCCAGGGCCUAAUGGGGUAACCAUCCGUCGUGUCUCUUUAGAUAUGCCAGAUAGUGCCCACAAAAUUCCUGCCUCAGAAGCAAACUCAGAAACUGGGCAGCACACCAAGGUUGGACGUUCUCAGAUGACAACGACAGCAAACAAAGUAGGUCGUUUCUCUGUUUCGAGAACUGCAGACACGAUCACUGAGGCAAAGAAAGAGGGACCAGUGGUAUCUCCUCCUCCUCCUUUUACGGAUUUGGAACAAGAUGUUCUUCCUGCUGCGAUACCAAAGAAAGAAAAGCCUGACCUUUCAGAGCCUUCACACCUGAACGGGCCAUCUUCUGACCUCGAGGCUGCCUUUCUAAGCAGGGAUGUGGAUGAUGGUUCAGGGAGUCCACAUUCCCCCCAGCAGCUGAGCUCCAGGAGCCUUCCCAUCCAGAAUCUAAGUCAAAGCCUUAGUAACUCACUCAACUCCUCUUACAUGAGUAGUGACAAUGAGUCAGAUAUUGAAGAUGAAGACUUAAAGUCAGAGCUGCGCCGACUACGAGAAAAACAUCUUAAAGAGAUUCAAGACCUGCAGAGUCGCCAGAAGCAUGAAAUUGAAUCUUUGUAUACCAAACUGGGCAAGGUUCCUCCUGCUGUCAUCAUUCCCCCAGCCGCCCCCCUUUCAGGGAGAAGAAGGCGACCCACUAAAAGCAAAGGCAACAAAUCUAGUCGUGUCAGUUCCUUGGCGAGUAAAAGCCCCCAGCUUUCAGGUAAUUUAUCUGGUCAGAGUGCAGCUUCAGUCUUGCACCCCCAGCAGACCCUCCACCCUCCUGGCAACAUCCCAGAGACGGGGCAGAAUCAGCUAUUACAGCCACUUAAGCCAUCUCCCUCCAGUGACAACCUGUAUUCAGCCUUCACCAGUGAUGGUGCCAUUUCAGUACCAAGCCUUUCUGCUCCGGGUCAAGGCUGUGCGAAGUUUAACUGUGCAUCUGAGCAGGUGACAUUCAAACCUGGUGGCAGGAGGACCCGAUUUCUGAGUACGCCCUGCUUGGCUCUUUGGAAGAUGGUGAAAAAAGUCUGUCCUUGCAACCAGCUCUGUAUGUGCCCUCCAGCAGAGCCGAAAUCAGGGACCAGCAGCACCAACACGGUGGGGGGAGCAGUGAACAGCCAGGCCGCCCAGGUGCAGCCUCCCGCCCUGACGGCCAGCAAGAAGGGCACGUUCACAGACGACCUGCACAAGCUGGUGGACAACUGGGCCCGAGACGCCAUGAGCCUCUCGGGCAGGAGAGGGAGCCGAGGACACAUGAACUAUGAGGGCCCUGGAAUGGCAAGGAAGUUCUCUGCACCGGGUCAGCUGUGCGUCUCCAUGACCUCAAACUUGGGCGGCUCUGCCCCCCUUCCUGCAGCGUCAGCUACCUCUCUAGGUCACUUCACCAAGUCCAUGUGCCCCCCACAGCAGUACGGUUUCCCAGCUCCCCCUUUUGGCACUCAGUGGAGUGGGACAGGUGGCCCAGCACCACAGCCACUUGGCCAGUUCCAACCUGUGGGAACUGCCUCCUUACAGAAUUUCAACAUCAGCAAUUUGCAGAAAUCCAUCAGCAACCCCCCAGGUUCCAACCUGCGGACCACUUAGACCUAGAGACUUAACUGAGUAGAUUGCGGGGCAGGAGGUGGAGUGUGAGAGGUGGGGGGUGGGGAAGUAGCCUGUAUACUAACUCCUAGUGCUGCAUUUAACUGGUUAUUUCUUGCCGGAAAGGAAUGUUUUUCAUACUGCUUAGAGCCCUCAGGAUGGAGACUCUGCCUCCUCCUUCCAUUUACUGGAGUGGGACAAGAAGGAAUGAGCAGCUUUCUUGCGAUGGGGCAACUUCGAGCUCUGCCUCCAUGUUUGCCCAACAAUAAGGGCUAGGAAGGAGAAGGGUGUCCAUCAGGAAGCUGCCAGAGCACGCAAGGGAAAACCAAACCCCACCUCUGUUUUCAAGUGGGUGGAGCUUUUCAUUUCGGUGUCCACCCCAAAUCCCUUAUUCCCUCAGUCUAAACCACAAGACUAAAAACAUAAUUGGGCUCUCUCCUACCCUGUUCUCCCACCCCAGCUCUUUUUCUUUCUUUUCUAUCUUUCUUUCUCUCUCUCUGGAACCCAGUGAGAGACAGCAGGGGGCUAGGUUCCCACCCUUUCUUACGAUAGGUCACUAGUGCUUUAAGCAAAUGAUACGAGCAGCUCCGACUGCGGCAUUAGCAGUGAGAAAAAACGUUCCCUGCGGACAUGCAACUUUGCCAUCAGUUUUGAUGUGGAAACACUGUGAUAUAUAAAUGUUGUUGGACAACAGUAGUUUUAAGAUGAAAAUAUGAAAGGUUUAAAAAGUUGAAAAAAAGCUAGCUCUGUCCUUUACUUAUUGAGACACUUUAACUUUUUCCUUUGUAUUUCCAUUGUAUUAGAUAAAUAAAUGUGAAUGUAAAAUUGUAUAAAUUACUGUACUUGAAUACUUCUGUUGUCCCAGUAUUGCUUGCUGGAUAUUUUAGUGCCUUGGACUUCCAUUGCUUCUGCCGUUAGCAUCUACUUCUCAACAGACCCCAGACCAGCAAAGGGCAUGUGGGAGGAAAUCAAAGGGCCACAAGACCCCAGCAGUGGGUUAUGCCAAAGGGAAAUUGAAAGAGUACUUUUUUUUGGUCAUUCAACUAGUUUGUCUAGAGCAGGUGUAAGAUGAGCAGGGUGAGAAGUGAAGUCGACAUCAGUGGUUGAAAGCAGAAAGUUCUGUUUCAGGAACAGUGAGGAGGGUUGUUGUCACAAAAUUGGGCAAUUUAAAAGAUUAAGGGUGGUGUGUGAUAAGUGAAUGAAAAAGACUAAAGAAUGGAAGAACAGACUUGUUUUGAAGAUAGGCGAUGCCUGGCCAGUAGAUGCCAGAAGCCUUACUCAUUUGAGCUGGGCUUGAACAGACCUAGAAGAAAUGGCUGAAUAUAAAGGGAAGGGAGUAGGGGCUGGUUUUGAAGUUGGGAAACCUGAUAGUGAAAAGUCAGAGGGAGAAAGUUGCUCUAAGAAAAACUGUUUGGAUUGCUUUCUUGUUGCAAAUGUACCAUGCAUUUCUCAGCUGGGGGUACUGUUUUUCUGGAAAGUGGACCCACAUCUAAAUUAAGCAUUGUAGGAAAGAAUGCUUAUUCCUACUCUUUUCCUAUAUGAUAUCCAAGCGGUUGCAGGAUCAUAAUCUCUUGUGCCACCUUUAUUUCUACAAUUGCAACUGGUAUUUUCACAUUUCAUAUAAGCAAAUAUUCCCCAUAAGUAAUAACUGCAACCAACCAGUAUUAUUUAGUGCUAAUUUAAUGGGCAGUUCUGUUCUUUUCAGAGCUUUCAGGAAAUACUCUCCUAAUUGGCUAUAUUUGGGAUCUCUAUUAGCUGUGAAGAUGGGGAAAGAAGGUGGGACUUAAUUUUUUGGGUGCUUCUUGAGUUGAGAAAUUGACGUAUUUCAACCUCUCCCCCACCUCACGGCACAGCCCAGCAAUCACAGUAGGAAAAGCCUGGCUGGCUGGCCCAUCCUGUCGUUCCUUUAUGGGCACUGUUUUCUUUAGUAAGUAAGCCUAGUCCCCAGAGAGGCAAAUGAAAGCUGAAGGUACUAGGAAGGUAGAAAUGAGAAGGGCAGGGGUUCCAAGCCCUGCUUCAAAAUUGUUUACUUAUCUGUUCUCUGCUUAUAAUUCUUGGGGAGAUGAUGAGUGAGGAUAGAACAAAGAAGGUAUCGAGUACAUGAGAAACAGACCACCUAAGACAAAUGAAACAACACCUUCUACCAGAGGAACGAGGGAAUCAAAUGCAGCACAUUAUUUUAUUUUGGUUUAAUAAUUUUGAGAUCUCUUCACUCACACACAAAAAGAGCUGGUUUUAUUUACUGUUGAUUUUUCUCCCUCCUGUGGAUGAAAUAACUGAAGCCUAGAGGAAUGAACUAGUGCUACUGAACUGUUUAAAUUAUUUGUGUUAAUAGUACACUUUGAGUCUCUUUUUUCCACAUUAAAAAAAAAAUCUUUCUGAAUUUUAAGUGUUUUCCUUACAUUAUUUAACAAUGUACACUGUUUAAAAAAAAAACAAACUGAAUUCAAACCUUGGGGGUUUCUCCGCAGCCGUUAAUUGUACAUUUUGCACUAACUCUGGGUGUUGCGCUUCUUGUAAGAUUGCGCCUUGUGCUUCAGUUUGUUACCUUUGUAGACUUAUUUAAUGAAACCAUUCAAAUAAACCAAACUUUGCUUUUGA
Messenger RNA from Rhinolophus ferrumequinum (greater horseshoe bat), 11751 nucleotides. RefSeq names its product WNK lysine deficient protein kinase 1 (gene WNK1). Bases 667 to 9153 code for a protein of 2828 amino acids. Gene Ontology annotation, cellular component: cytoplasm; cytosol. Gene Ontology annotation, biological process: negative regulation of sodium ion transport; positive regulation of sodium ion transmembrane transporter activity; monoatomic ion homeostasis. The record is from RefSeq and is a predicted model, not a curated record. Lineage: Eukaryota; Metazoa; Chordata; Mammalia; Chiroptera; Rhinolophidae. The transcript is spliced from 31 exons. Gene Ontology annotation, molecular function: potassium channel inhibitor activity; chloride channel inhibitor activity; ATP binding.